Molecule: messenger RNA, 1239 nt
Organism: Ambispora gerdemannii
Lineage: Eukaryota; Fungi; Glomeromycota; Glomeromycetes; Archaeosporales; Ambisporaceae
Source: the annotation of a GenBank genome assembly
AUGAAUCACGAAACAGAGCGCUCACCAAAACCUGUAACCAGAAUAAAACCUUACUCUCUUGGUCUUUCUUUUGUGGGCGAAGCCGUAGCGAAUGCAUUUGAAUAUUUCAAAGAGAACCCAAUAAAGACGAAUGAGCAACAACCAUUUCAAAAUUUCUCUUUUUCUUCUUUUGCACCAUUUAAUAAUACUAUUCCUAUUAAUAAUAAACAUCAGUAUAACAGUCAAUAUAUACAACCUGGAGAUGUAAUUGAAUUCUAUGGGCCAGCAUGUGGAGGUAAAUCAUCAAUUCUAUAUUCGUUAAUGCCCAAAACUAUUUUACCACGAAUUUGGGUUCGUGACGGCGGCACUUUAUAUGACGAAGAGAAGCAAUUCUACAUUGGUGGAGCUGAUAACGGAGUUAUAUUGAUUGACCUUGAUGGCAGAUUCGAUACGCAAAGAGUGUACGCGUUAAUUGUUGCUUAUUUACGAAAAAAGAUUAAAGAAUUUAUAUGUGAAGAUACAGAAGAGAGAAGGAGAAUAAAUAAUAACUAUAACGAUGCCUCAAGGACUAGCAUGGAAUCGUCAAUACCAAUUGACAUGAAUCAUUAUGAUUGGUUACCAACAGAAGAAGAAAUUUCUCAAGUUGCAUGUUUGGCAUUGCAACGAGUUCAUGUAUAUCAGCCGAAUUCUUCGUUGGAAUUUUUGGCGACAUUACAAUCCUUACCCGAGUAUAUGUUGGAAAGUGACGAUGAAUUCAAAUAUUUGAUGAUUGAUUCUAUAAUGGCUUUUUACUGGCAAGAUAAAUCGGAAGAAACAGGCGGGAACGGAGGAAGUUUUAAUUACUCUACAAGUAUUGUCCGAGCAUUGCGUCAAAUCAUUAAAGAGUCAAAUGUUGUGACAAUAGCCACAAAUUGGGCACUAACUCUACCAGAAAGUAAUAAUGGGAUCAAUGAAACAAUAUCAAAUAACUCGAUAAUCACGACGACAUCCUUACCAUUUCCACCCGAAUUAUUUUAUCGAGACAUUUCACCCCGAGUCUGGCAAGAAUUCGUAAAAUAUCGAUUUGUUGUGGCCAAACAACCGUUACCACAAUAUUCUGUGUCAACGCAUCCCACAAAAGUGGUUUGCGAUGAAGCAAGAAUGGAAAUAUUGCGAAACACUUGGUUUAGUGGGAGAAUAGUCACCCCAAUUUGUGGAAACCUUAAUUUAAAUAUUUUUACAUUUAAAAUUACAGAGGAGGAUGGAAUUCUAUCAGAGUAA